AUGGAAGUCACAGAGGGCAAGAGUCAUAUGGAGCAGACCAAACAGUUCGAAAACGAUGCUUCUGGAACCUCAUCUGGUCGCGAGCUCGAAUACGAGCUCAUGGAGAAACCGAAAAAGAACGGUGGUCUCGAGCCCGAGCAUGAAAACUUGAACGUCAAUGUGGUGCAGCGGAACACUGACGGGCAAGAUGAUGACGAUGACGACGAUUACAACGAUGACGAUGACACAGACGACUUUCCAGAAGGAGGGUUUCGGGCCUGGAUUGUGGUCCUUGGGUGUUUUUUUGGACUUACCACGACUUUUGGCAUGGUCAAUACCAUGAGUGUCAUGGAAACGUAUAUUCAAUCCCACCAACUCGCGAAAGUACCUUCCGCGACUAUCGGAUGGAUCUUUUCGCUGAUGCUGUUUUUGAAUUUUGGUACAUGCAUUUUUAGCGGAAGUUAUUUCGACCGUAAUGGUGCUCGAAGUCCACUCAUAGUGGGUUCAUGCGUUCAAUUUGCGGGCACUGUCGCAACAGCCAAUGCUACUAAGACAUGGCAUUUCAUACUUGCAUUUUCGAUAGUCUUUGGCCUCGGGAACGGGAUUCUCGUUAGUCCGCUCGUGAGCGCUCCGGCACAUUAUUUUCGACGCAGACGUGGCCUAGCGACGGCAUUGGCCUCUUCUGGCGGCUCUAUAGGGGGUAUCGUGUACCCAAUCUUACAACGCAAAUGUUUUGCAAUGGAAUCAGACAGUUCCGAGUAUUAUGGGUUCGUUUGGGGGAUGCGAUACACCUCGUUCUUAAACUUGGGACUCAAUAUCUUGGCAAUUCUCUUGGUCCGCGAAAGACUGCCGAACGUCGAGACUGACCCCGAGGAAACCCGUUUCGGCAAGUUUAGAAGGGUUUUCGACACUUACGUACUCAAGAGCUUUGACGUCUCGUCUUUCAAAGAUCUACGCUACGUUUUCUGCGUACUGGGAACCAUGUUUGGCGAAAUCAGCAUUACAGGAGGCUUGACCUAUUACGGAGCCUACGUGAUUAUGCGUGGCUAUACUAAUUCCGACGCUUAUCUGUUGAUUAUGGUCAUUAAUGCGUUGGGCAUCCCAGGAAGGUGGCUACCUGGCUAUUUCAGUGAUCGCUACGGCAGGUUCAAUGUUGCUAUUGUGACAUUAAUACUCUUGACCAUAAUGAUAUUAGUGCUAUGGCUGCCAUUCGGUAAAAGUCUGCCAUGCCUCUACGCAAUCAGCGCCAUGUAUGGAUUCACUUCUGGAAGCAUAUUUUCUUUAUUACCGGUAUGCUGCGGCCAGAUAUCCAAAACAUCGGAAUUUGGUCGUCGCUGGUCCACUAUGUAUGGAAUGGUGUCCGUGGGUAUUCUUGCUGGUGUUCCUAUAACAGGUGCCAUUAUUGGACCUGAUAAAACGCCAUCUGGGUAUGAUCAUUAUGUUAUCUGGGUAGGAAUGCUGACGUUGGUAAGUGCCAUAUGCUUUAUCAUUUCCAGAUAUUUCGCAGUGGGAUUAAAGCUGGUAAGAUUCUAG
This is a messenger RNA of Lachancea mirantina, 1512 nucleotides long. The record is from the annotation of a GenBank genome assembly. NCBI's taxonomy places the organism in Eukaryota, Fungi, Ascomycota, Saccharomycetes, Saccharomycetales, Saccharomycetaceae.